This is a messenger RNA of Lingula anatina, 2957 nucleotides long. Its product is annotated as E3 ubiquitin-protein ligase MARCHF6. Gene Ontology annotation, cellular component: endoplasmic reticulum membrane. Lineage: Eukaryota; Metazoa; Brachiopoda; Lingulata; Lingulida; Lingulidae. Gene Ontology annotation, molecular function: zinc ion binding. Gene Ontology annotation, biological process: ERAD pathway. The record is from RefSeq and is a predicted model, not a curated record.
CCUCUCUUUGGUUCACAGGAUAAGGCAAAGGAAAUAUCUGAGUCAAAUUACUGUAUAUAUGCAAAAUUAAUGUUUUUUUUUUUUACAUUUUGAAAAUCAAAAUUUGAACAGGCAAGGAAUAAGCUUUUCACAUAUGGCUGAAAAUGCCUAUUAAAGUGAAAUGAAGAUGAGUGUGACGAUGCAUAUGAGUAGGUUAUUAAGCAGACCAGGCCAUUUGCUUGGCCUUAAGCCAAACCUUUACUUAACAUUCACCUUGAGGCUGGAUUCUGAGAUAGAUUUGAACAGUACUUCGGACAUGUUUCUUGAAAAUCAAUGCUGAAACUGGCAAGUACAUGUACCAACUGAAGGUGAGAAUGAGUGCGAGGAAUGAUCUACGCAGUUACCAAACCCAUUACGACAUCUAAGAGUAUCACGCAAAAAUGGCCGACUGGGACGUGCACUCAGAGCACAUCUGUCGUGUGUGCAGGUCGGAGGGGGGCCCAGAUAAACCACUCUUCCACCCCUGUGUUUGUACUGGCAGUAUUAAGUUUAUACAUCAGGAAUGUCUCGUGCAGUGGUUGAAGUACAGUCGGAAGGAGUUCUGUGAACUUUGUAACCACCGUUUUUCCUUCACACCUAUAUAUUCGCCAGACAUGCCAAAAAGAUUGCCGUUCCAGGACAUCAUCACUGGUCUACUGAAGAGUAUAGGGAGGGCUGUCAGAUACUGGUUCCACUACACUCUGGUGGCCUUUGCCUGGCUGGGGGUGGUACCUCUCAUGGCCUGUCGAAUCUACAGAAGUUUAUUUACUGGCUCCGUGAGCUCUUUAUUAACUCUCCCUCUGGAUAUGUUAUCUACAGAAAACAUAGCUACUGACUGCCUCCAGGGCUGCUUUGUAGUGACGUGUACACUGUGUGCAUUCAUCAGUUUAGUCUGGCUUAGAGAACAGAUCCUCCAUGGAGGGGGACCAGACUGGCUGGAUAAUGAAAACCCAGCCAAUCAUCAGCAGAGAGGGAAUGCUGCAGCCAAUCAGGGUGCAGCAGCUGCAGGAGCCAAUCAGAAUGGAGGUAAUGGUCAGGGAGCAGCCAAUCAAAAUGGAGCUGAGGAGGAUGGGGAAGAAGAUGGAGAGGAGGAUGAAAACGAAGUGAAUAACCAGCCUCAAGAUGAAGUCAACUGGAACCCCAUAGAGUGGGAUAGGGCUGCCGAAGAGCUCACUUGGGAAAGGCUGCUAGGGCUGGAUGGAUCUCUGGUAUUCCUGGAACAUGUGUUUUGGGUGGUCUCACUAAAUACUCUCUUUAUCUUAGUGUUUGCAUUCUGUCCAUACCAUAUUGGUCAUUUUACCAUCAUGGGGAUUAAAGUCAAUGAGUUGGUCCAGGCUAGUCAAUUUGAAGGUCUAGUCACCACUCUAACAGGAUACACCGUGAUUGCUCUCUCCCUAGUUGUACUUCACACCCUAGCAGCACUGGUGAAAUUUAACAAAUCAAAGCGUAUAAUCGGCCUGUGUUAUUUGGUGGUAAAGGUGGCGCUACUGGUGGUGGUCGAGAUCGGAAUCUUUCCUCUGAUAUGUGGAUGGUGGCUGGACAUCUGCUCAUUGGCAAUGUUCGAUGCCACAUUAAAAGACCGAGAAAAGAGUUUCAGUAACGCUCCCGGAACAUCCAUGUUUAUUCACUGGCUUGUAGGGAUGGUUUACGUCUUCUACUUCGCCUCCUUUAUCUUGCUUCUGAGAGAGGUUCUGAGACCAGGAGUGCUCUGGUUUCUGAGAAACUUAAAUGAUCCGGAGUUUAACCCCAUACAAGAGAUGAUCCACCUGCCAGUGUUGAGACACAUGAGGAGGUUUUUGGCAAGCAUGGUGAUAUUUGGUACCACAGUUCUCCUGAUGCUGUGGCUCCCAGUUCAGUUGAUUAAGAAAAUGAUCCCAGGAUUUCUACCCUACCAUAUUAUGUUAUCAAGUGAUGCCCCAGUCAGUGAGCUGUCCCUGGAGCUCCUUCUCCUCCAGGUGGUGCUGCCAGCUCUCCUGGAGCAGGGUCACACCAGGACCUGGCUGAAGGGACUGGUCAGGGGGUGGACAGUGGGCGUGGCCUGGCUGCUGGACCUCAAAUCUUAUCUCCUGGGGGAUUCACCAGAGGACACUGAUGGUGCUGAGAGAGUUGCUCCAAAUAUAAUAUUACCAGCACAGCCAGGUCAGCAGGGGGCAGCACAAGUUGUACAAGAGGAGCUGGGGAACCAGGGGGCAGCACAAGAGGCAGAGCACCAAGGAGGUGCAGAAGAAGCUGUCGAUUUGCUUGGUCACCAGGGGGCAGCACUACAAGCUGUCAAUUUGUUGGACCAACAGGAGGCAGCACAAGAUGUUGAAGCCCCUGUUGGGGCAGUUCAACAUGGUGCCGGUCACCAGGGGGCAGCACAUGGGGCUGCUGGUCACCAGGGGGCAGCACAUGGAGCUGCAGGUCACCAGGGGGCGGCACAUGUGGCUGCAGGUCACCAGGGGGCAGCCCAAGCUGUUGGAAAUUUGGGUGCAAUUCAUCAAGCAUUACUGCAUCAGGGAGGACCCUCAGGCUAUCAGCCUUUUCACAAACCAAGUUUUUUCUUUAUUAGGAUGAUGCUGUUGUUUGUCUUGAUGUGGUCCACACUAUUUCUUGCCAGCCUAGUCACCUUAAUCUUGCCAGUAUUCUUUGGUCGUAUGCUGAUGUCUCUCUGGAUGGGGUCUGUAAGGAUCCAUGAGCUGUACACUGCGGCCUGUGGACUGUAUGUCUGCUGGGUGGUGCUGAGACUGGGGGCUGUUCUCUACCAGUGGAUACCACAAGGCUGGGCAGCCAUUAUGACCAAGGUGAAGGAAUGGACGCUACUGGCCCUGAAGUCUCUGAUGAUAGCAUUCCUGCUGAUAGGGGUGGCGCCACUGUUACUGGGGCUGUUGUUUGAGUUGGUGGUGGUGGCGCCACUAAGGGUACCACUGAACCAAACCCCAGUCUUCUUUCCUUGGCAG